CACACAUAAAAUGGACCUAAACUCGCGCUUUUGCCGUACUUCACAAGUAAACGGGAUUCGGGGAAACAACAUUUGCACUCUACAGUUCCGCGUUGUGAUUAUUAUGCAGUCAUUUACAGCAAUAUGAUAUCGACUGACUAACUGGAUCAACUGAACGCAUGUUUUUCUAUUUGAAAAACUAGCUGUCAUAAAGCAGAAAGUAAUACGAUACCGUUUAGCUCAGCUGAAGUGAUGACCAGGUUGUGAGUUAGUGAUGGAGAACAUUGAGGAGACGCCAUUUCGGAUCACCCAUACCGUCCAAGCUCUGGGCUCCGCACUACGGGGAGCGCCUGGAAAUGUUCCUGAUGCUAAUGGUCUGGGUAGCGGGGACAGAAUCUCGAGUGAGACGGAGAAGCUUUGGUUCAAAGAAAGCAGCGCUAAGAAUCUCCGAAACAGGGACUUCUUGUCACCCACCACGGUGCUGAAUACGCUUUAUACAGACAGGUUCCCUCAGCGGUGAUGGUUAGAGUGCAGUCCCUGAGAGGGACAGGGGUUCUCCCUGUGGCUGGAAGGGAACUCAUAGGAGAGGGGCUGAGGGUGUGGGUCGACCGGACUGCUGUGUUUUAGAAGGUCCUGAGUGACGUGUCGGUGUACCUGAAGCCUCCUUGCCAGAGACAGGGGUGUGUGGUGCUCUACUGCCACGCCCUGCACACCAAACCAAAUUUACCCUCCCCUGACACCCUCACGCUGGGGCAACUGUGCUGCUGACUGACCACUUAGGGGCGCUACUGAGGAGUC
Molecule: messenger RNA, 777 nt
Organism: Oncorhynchus gorbuscha (pink salmon)
Lineage: Eukaryota; Metazoa; Chordata; Actinopteri; Salmoniformes; Salmonidae
Product: DALR anticodon-binding domain-containing protein 3-like
Exons: 2
Coding region: 254-499 (81 amino acids)
Source: RefSeq, a predicted model, not a curated record